This is a messenger RNA of Spodoptera exigua (beet armyworm), 2328 nucleotides long. The record is from the annotation of a GenBank genome assembly. Lineage: Eukaryota; Metazoa; Arthropoda; Insecta; Lepidoptera; Noctuidae.
CUGCGCUGGUGAUAAGCUGCCUUCACAGAUCGAUUGUGUCGUCCAAUAGUUUCAGAUAUGCCGUUUUAUCUCCCGUUUAUCUAGAACGUUGCUAAAUCUUUCAAUUUCUGGUGCAGUGCUGUUAAGUCAACAGUAGUGUUGAUGUGAGAAGCGGUGUCAUGUUCUCCUAGUGGAUUAAAGGGACGCAAUCGGUCGGAGAUGGUCGAUUCUUACAGACUCAAGGAAUGGAUAAGCUGGCCAUUACUCAGGGCUCACGUGUGCACCGCAGCCGUAGCUGUGAGCUUCCACGCCACAUGGAGAGCUCCACGGGAAGCCUUCAUUCAUGGAGGGCUGCAGUACGGACUUGCAGUCACUCUGGCAUUGCUGGUCGUGGCCUUACCGCUGGCCUUGCUCCAGCUAGCAGUGGGACAACUAAGCCAGCAAGAUGCCGUGGGGGUGUGGAGGGCUGUUCCUUUUUUUAGAGGUGUGGGCUACAUGCGAUUGUUCAUAUCGUUUCUUGGCUCCGUAUAUUCGGUUAUAUACCUGGCCAUGACUGUGACGUAUUUUCUCUACACAUUAAGUAGUUCGCUACCGUUUUGGGAAUGCAUUGAGCUGGUCCUCGAUCAAGAGGAUUAUGUCAAUACUGUGAAUGCCUCAACCUGUCUUCAAGAUACAUUCAUGGGUCCAAUAGAAGAUAGACCAGAAUACUAUUUGGCUGUAGCUCUAAUUAUUUUGGUUCUUUGGAUAGUGUUUCCUUUUAUAGUGUUUUUCAGUUUUUACAAUCCGGUAAAACUGAUGAAACGGAUACUGUACGUGUUGGGACCCGUGGUGAUUGUGUCAUUCGUGGUGAUUAUGGCAUGCAUCAGUGACGGGAAUAACUUGUCGUCAUUGGUGAUUAAUUCUGACUGGACGAGUUUUCUGGAGCCCAGUAUCUGGCAUGGCGCCAUUACCCAAGCGCUCCUGGCUUCUCAGACCGCUGGUGGGUUUUUAAUAUCCGCUGGCGAUACUGUGUACUCCAGUACUAAUGUACAGUGGACAUCACUGGCGUUUGUGGGAGCGAAUAUUCUAUCAACCUGGGUGAGCCUGAUUUUCUGGCAUUCCAUAAGUGGUCCAGAAAAGGAUACUACCGUAUUCGCUGUGCUCGUCCAGGCAUACCAACUUGGAGAAGACCCUGACACCGACUUGGCCUGGCCGCUGAUAAUGUUCCUCACUUUACUGCUCUCUGGAUUGAUAACUAUGCUCUCCCUUCUAUAUCCCGUGUACGACCGAUUCCGUCGCAUUGGUGGCAUCAAAUGGCGACUGCUUUCGUUCCUGGGCUCUGUGGUUAGCGCAUUCAUCUGCCUCGCAGUGCUGUGGGGUCGUCUGCCAGUCCUCAACCUGCUGGCAGACUAUGCUGUGCCUCUCCUCAUCAGCAUCGCCACCGUGCUUGAGAUAUUGGCUUUUGUGUUCAUAUAUGGUUGGAAGGUUCUCGUUGAAGACGUGGAAUUUUUGACAGGACGAGAUUUACCGAGGCUUUGGGUGUUGGGCUGGUGUGCCGCCCCUGGUAUUAUAGCACCAUUUACCAUUUGGUGGGUGACGAUGUGCUUCAUCCAAGAGGACUCCUGGCUCGAAGCUCCCUGGCCGGUCCUCACCAUCAUUUCGACUUCGGUCCUGGCAGUACUCAUAUUCAUUAUCUUUGCCUUUGUUGCCAUUAUGAAGCAGGUCCAAUAUGACUUAAUUGGGAAGUUGAAGUCAUCGUUCAAACCAUCACGCCACUGGGGGCCAAGAGACCCAAUCACCCACUACUACUGGCUGGCCCGACGAGACGAGUUGGAGAGAGGAAACGUUCACCGCAGGAGAUACCAAAGAAGGCAGUUAGGGCAAUUGUCCGGAAGACCAAGCUUUCUAAAUUUGGCAAAUUCUGUCGAAGAAAAGACAGAGGCUCCGAGUAGCCCUGAGAAAGUGAGGUCGAACUCUGAUGAUUGGCUGUACACCGUCUGCAGGAAACAGCAGGAGACCACAGCCAGUGGUAAGAAGAGGACCAAGUCUUUAGACUGGACUUUCCCCAACAUGAAAGUAUCUGGUACUACAGAAUUGAAGACUUUGGAUUGCAGUAGCUUAACAAUGGAAUCGUUGCCGUGUCAAGAAAGUAAUUAUAAUGUAUCCAAUAAGCCGUCUCACAAUGGUAGACCAGCCCUUCAUGAUAUAGAUAGACUAACUAAUGAUAGAUCAAUGGAAAAGUUUUGAUCUAAGGUGAGAUCAUCUUCUACGUUGAUGUGCAUAUAAAUUAAUCAGGUAUCCGUCUAUUAUACAAGAAUGAAUGAAUUUUAUGAUAUAAAUUUGCACAUUUGUACAUUAUAUUUAUACAUC